AUGCUAGUGAAGUCCGACUCAUCGGCGGAUGAUUAUUAUGGAGGAGCCCUCGAAACUCUACUGCAAAGUCCGCAAAAUAUAUUGACUGACAAACGGAGUUGUAUCCGAAGGAGUGGUACUUGUGAUCACAGACCCAACGAUUGCUGUCCAAAAUCAGUCUGCAAUCGAGUGAAUACUGAACUCUUGACCUUUCAUUGA
Oppiella nova is the source of this 198-nucleotide messenger RNA. NCBI's taxonomy places the organism in Eukaryota, Metazoa, Arthropoda, Arachnida, Sarcoptiformes, Oppiidae. The record is from the annotation of a GenBank genome assembly.